Molecule: messenger RNA, 819 nt
Organism: Pungitius pungitius (ninespine stickleback)
Lineage: Eukaryota; Metazoa; Chordata; Actinopteri; Perciformes; Gasterosteidae
Product: olfactory receptor 52N5-like
Exons: 2
Coding region: 1-819 (272 amino acids)
Biological process (GO): detection of chemical stimulus involved in sensory perception of smell; G protein-coupled receptor signaling pathway
Cellular component (GO): membrane
Molecular function (GO): olfactory receptor activity; odorant binding
Source: RefSeq, a predicted model, not a curated record
AUGGAAAACUACACAUUCAACAGUUUCACGCUGCAGCUGGAAGGGCUGAAUGUCUGGAAGGGUUUCUUCUACCCGGCCUUUAUCUUCCUCUUGCUCUCAUAUAUCUUUAUAAUGCUCAUGAAUUUCGGCAUUGCUGUUGUUAUUUUAAUGGACAAGAGUCUUCACCAGCCCAUGUAUCUCCUGUUCUGCAACUUACCGUUGAACGACAUGCUUGGUAGUUCUAUCCUGUUGCCUCGUUUGCUUUUGGACAUGUUGAGGCCUCGCUCUGAGCUCUUCAUCAGUUAUUACGAAUGUGUGGUCCAAGCUUUCACCACUCACAUGUCCAGUUCCACUGCUCACACUGUGCUGAUGAUUGGUCUGACUCUGCGUCUGAACCGAUGUAGGACUCUCAUCACAAAUCCCUUCUGUGACAAUCCCUCACUGUUUAAGCUGUCUUGUGAGAGUGUGUUGAUUAAUAAUAUCUACGGCCUCACCUUCACCGUGGUUCUGUUCACAGGUUCUAUAGGCAGCAUGGUUAUCACCUAUACAAAGAUCACAGUAGUGUGUCUCACAAGUAACAGCAGGUCUCUGAACAGUAAAGCCGUGAAGACCUGCAGCACUCACCUGGUUGUGUACCUGAUUAUGUUGAUCAGUGGAAUGUGUAUUGUUGUUCUUCAUCGCUUCCCCCAGUACUCAGACUACAGGAAACUUUGUGCCAUCUUGUUUCUUAUCGUCCCUGGUAGUCUUAACCCCAUCAUCUACGGCAUGCAGUCUGCAGAGAUCCACAAAUCCUUGUCUAAAUUGUUGCGAUCCAAACGGGUUGCCAUGAGUCUGAGUUGA